Aspergillus fischeri NRRL 181 is the source of this 630-nucleotide messenger RNA. RefSeq lists its product as uncharacterized. The transcript is spliced from 2 exons. The record is from RefSeq and is a predicted model, not a curated record. Bases 1 to 630 code for a protein of 209 amino acids. Lineage: Eukaryota; Fungi; Ascomycota; Eurotiomycetes; Eurotiales; Aspergillaceae. Gene Ontology annotation, molecular function: iron ion binding; oxidoreductase activity, acting on paired donors, with incorporation or reduction of molecular oxygen; monooxygenase activity.
AUGUUUACUGCACCUCUCUCCAUCGCAAUCCUUUCCAUUACUCUCUUGUACUGGGUUGUCCGCGUCUACCUCAAUUACCUCCGCUAUGAACGUACCGCUGCGCAAUUUGGCUGUCCGCCGCUUAAGCACUACCCUGGUUGGGACAGAAUCCUGGGCCUUGACUACGUCUACGCUAUGUUCAAGGCGCUCAAAGAGGACCGCUUUCUCGAGUUCCAGACUGAGACCUAUUCCGCCCGUGGCUCCAAAGUCUGGACGGCCAACUUCAUGGGCAACCGCAUGGUCUACAGCUCUGAGCCCGAAAACAUGAAAGCCAUGUCGACGUUGCAAAGGGACUGUUUUGCCGUUGAGCCGAUCCGCGUUGCGAACGGCGCAAUAACACCAUUCACAGGCCGUGGAGUCAGCUCAUCCGAUGAACGGGAUUGGCCGCAUAGAGACAUGGUCACUGUUAUGCGCGGGCUGCGCCUUCGGCUGCAGCUGAGCUCGUUCCUAUUUCUGCAUCGUGACAAGGAAUGGUUCGCAACCUGUAAACGGAUCCACGGCUUCCUUGAUGGUUACAUUGACAAGGCUUACAAGCAUUUGGAAUAUGAGAAAAGUGGCAAGCCUGCUACUUACGCAAAUGGGGAGCCUUGA